AUGGACUCAACUGUUAAAAAUGUUGACACUGAUAAAGCCAGGAAAAGAAAUAACAUAAAGACGCAGCAAAAGAAAGCGGAUAAAAAGCGAAAAUUAUACUCGGCAGCUGGUUUACAUAAAAAGCCAAUAUGCAAACAUAACUCCCAUACUUUGAAAUGCGUCGCGUUGAAGUCCCCUAGAGUUGAUGGAGUAGCAAAAAGGCAUUACCAAACUGGUAGUAUAGCCAAAGAAAACAGAGGAGGAGAUAGAAAACAUUUUAUAUUUGCCUCUAGAAGAAAAUCAGUUGAAAAAUUUAUUAAAAGUUUUACUCCUUUGGAAAGCCACUAUUGCAGGGAUCAGAUAAAGGUGCGCCAGUACCUUCAUCCUGACUUGAACAUCAAAAAAAUGUUCAAAAUGUACGAGGAUCAGGCUUCGCCUGGUUUUGGUGUGAAACAGGGUUUUUUCAGAAAAAUAGUUAACACUAGGUUUAAUAUUUGCUUUGGUAGCCCGAGAACAGACGUGUGUUCUGUAUGUCUUCAACUGACUGAAAAAAUUAAAGUUGAGCCUUCGCAACCUAGAAAACCAGAACUUAUGACACAGCAUAGAAUCCACAAUCUGAGAGCGAAACAGUUUUAUAAAAUGUUACAAGAGGACCUUCCUGGCCUACUUAUAAUUUCAUUUGAUUGUGAAAAAAAUCUUCCACUGCCUAAAAUACCAGACCAGUCGACAUAUUAUUCAAGACAACUGUAUUUAUACAAUUUUACAAUUGUCAUCGGCAAUUCACGCGCAUCCAUGACCACCAAUAACAUUCAUGCGUAUAUUUGGACUGAAGAUGAAACAGCUAAAGGCUCUAAUGAAAUCUGUUCCGCACUAUAUCACUGUAUGAAUUCAUUAGACAUGACUGGAAUUGACAGAAUAAGACUAAUGUCCGACGGAUGUGGUGGUCAGAAUAAAAAUUCUAUGAUUAUAAGUAUGGUUAUGAAAUGGCUUCUAGAAACAACCACUAAUAUAAAGCAAGUUGAAAUAAUAUUUCCCGUCACAGGACACUCUUUCUUGCCGGCUAACAGAGUAUUCCCAUUGAACGAAAGAAAGAUAAAAAAAGAGAGAAUAUAA
Molecule: messenger RNA, 1092 nt
Organism: Parnassius apollo (apollo)
Lineage: Eukaryota; Metazoa; Arthropoda; Insecta; Lepidoptera; Papilionidae
Source: the annotation of a GenBank genome assembly